Molecule: messenger RNA, 1026 nt
Organism: Scophthalmus maximus (turbot)
Lineage: Eukaryota; Metazoa; Chordata; Actinopteri; Pleuronectiformes; Scophthalmidae
Product: solute carrier family 45 member 3
Cellular component (GO): membrane
Molecular function (GO): sucrose:proton symporter activity
Source: RefSeq, a predicted model, not a curated record
AUGGUGCUCGAACCUGGAGGGUCGUCGUUGUUAAACUCUGCGUUUCCUGCUGUGGACUGGAGGCAAACACGCGUAGGAACAUACCUGGGAGGCCAGGAGGCCUUCAUCUACACCCUACUCACCUUCCUCUUCCUCGGCUGCCUCGUCACUGCCAUCUUCAUCCCAGAGGAGACUGGAAACAGAAGGAGAGAGGCAAAGACGGCGGACUACAGCCCUUUAAAGAGCCGGAGGGGCACGUACUGCCCUGACCUAUUCCGGCACUGGCUUCAGGGUUUCCACGCUGAGUUUUGUCCCUUUUCUUCACUGACUUCAUGGGCGAGGGGUUUUACCAAGGGGGUGCCAGGUGUGCGUAUGGCCAGUCUGCGGCUCUUCCUGCAGACGGAAGUGCAGUUGUUGUGCUCGGUGGGGAUGGGCCGCUGGGUUGCACUGUUGGGAGCCAGGGUGGUGAACAUCUCCGGUGUGGCCCUGCUGGCGUUGGCCGCCGCCGCCGCCAUGAGCCGGUCAGACGGCGUGACAGCCGUCACCCGCACGGUCGCCGUGACGGGCCACAUGCUCUGCGUCCUCGAGGUCGUGCCGUACACACUGCUGCGCCUCCAUCACUCGAACGGACAUGUCGGGUUUUUCUCACCACAUCCGGUCCAAGACCUUGUUUGCUCGACGAAAGUGAUGACCCAGAGUUUACCCAGCCGGCUGACUUCAUCAGGGGACGUCACCUCUGUCGGGUUGCCCCACACUUCCCUGAUUCAGGGUGAAGAUGGGAGAGGUGAAGCGGGCUGCACACCAGCCCGCCAGAGAGGGAUGUGUUAUGACGUCGUGAUACUGAACAGUGCCUUCCUGGUCUCACAGGUGCUGCCGGCAAUAUUCCUCCGCUUGGUAGUGCAGCUGGUGAACAGCGUGCGGGCCCACGCGGCCUCCGCCUGCCGCUUCAGCCUGCUGGCGUUGCCCUGCUCCGCCAGCGUCCUCUACGGCCUCGCCGACCUGCAGCCGUCUCUCCAGCAAGACCAUCAGAUGUACAGCAGCACAUGA